Messenger RNA from Penicillium paradoxum, 567 nucleotides. RefSeq lists its product as uncharacterized. Gene Ontology annotation, cellular component: membrane. Lineage: Eukaryota; Fungi; Ascomycota; Eurotiomycetes; Eurotiales; Aspergillaceae. Gene Ontology annotation, molecular function: transmembrane transporter activity. The record is from RefSeq and is a predicted model, not a curated record. The transcript has a single exon. The coding region runs from base 1 to 567 and encodes 188 amino acids.
AUGCUGGCACAAGCCCCGGAUCCUUUGAUGGAUAGCAGGAAGAUCAUCGGCAAAGUCACUCUUCAAGAUAUCCCCAUCCAGGAUAUCGGCCAUGAGAUAAACGAGAGUUACAGCUUGGAUAUAGCAAGCCAUAUGAGAAAUCGAAGACCCUCAAUCUCGGUAGCCCACUGUCACGCCGACAGCCCCGAUGAAGAAUCAGGAUCUCCAACCCGCAGCAAGCAAGGCAUCCCGUCCGAGCUCCCAACCUUCACAGCGGAACUCCUCCUGAUCUUCGUCUGCUCAGCAAGCUUAAUGCUUUUCUCCUUCCUACUGGGUGAUAUGCUAGCUCCGCAAGAGCAAAUCAAGAAAGCCCUCGGAAUCACCAACACCGAGCUCCCCUGGGUCGUCGGCGCCUUCAACACAGCCAACGGCCUAUCAGUCAUCAUCUCCGGCUCCCUCACAGACCUGAUGCCCCCAAAGCUUCUCAUGGUUGGAGCAUUCGCUUGGCUAGCCGUGUGGAACGUCAUAGGCGCAUUCACCCUCCACCCAUCCCGCUACGUUCUAUUCUUCAUCACGCGCGCCAUGUAA